UGCUGAAUGAGAAAAUAGCCUCCAGGAAUGUGGCAAUAGGAGUGAUGUUGUUACCACAGACUACAGCUGGAAUCCUGAGCAAUUUCUCUUCUUUAUUACUAUCUUUUCUUUUACCACACUGUAUGCAGGUCGACGUCUGCAGAUUUGAUUCUCCAGCACCUGAUUAUAGCCAACUCCUUGGUCCUCUCUAAAGGACAACCCCCAGACAAUAGUAGCCUUAGGGUUGAAACAUUUCCUCAAUGAUUUUGGAUGCAAACUUCUUUUGUAUAUUCAGAAAGGGGGUAGGGGAAUGUCCAUUGGCACCACCUGCCUUUUGAGUGUCUUUUAUACCGUCAUGAUCAGCCCUAUGAACUCCAGGUGGAAGGAUGUCAAAGUAAAAGCCCCAAAGUAAAUUGACUUCUUCAUUUCCCUUUUCUUAUGCGUGGGUUGUAUGUGUCAGGUAAAUGGGGCAGCAAAAACAUCACAAGAACAGAGAUUUUGGAUACUUCUCUGUUGUACACAAUGAGAAAAAUCACUGGCUCUGUCUAUACAGCAUUUAUUGUGUUCCCUGAAGUUAUAUUUUCUGUGCUCAUAAUCUGGGCCAGUGGCUCUAUGAUUUUCAUCCUGUAUAGGCAUAAGCAGCGGCUCCAACAUAUUCACGGGACUCAUGUUUCCUCCAGAUGCUGCCCUAAGUCCAGAGCCACCAAAAGCGUCCUUGUUCUGGGACCCUUGACAUUCAGGGAUGUGGCAAUAGAAUUCUCUCAGGAGGAGUGGAGAUGCCUGGACCCUGCUCAGAGGACUUUAUACAGGGAUGUGAUGCUGGAGAACUACAGGAACCUGGUCUCCCUGGGAAUCUGUCUUCCUGACCUGAGUAUUAUCUCCAUGAUGAAGCAAAGGACAGAGCCAUGGACUGUGGAGAGUGAAAUGAAAGUAGCAAAAAAUCCAGGUAGAUGGGAAGGUAUCAAAGAUACCAACACAGGGAGGAGGUGUGCAGUGAGUAGUAAAACAGGAAACAACCGUGUUACAAAUCCACUUGGAUUAACCUUUCAGUUACCUUUGCCGGGACUGGAGAUAUUUCAAGGUGAAGGGAAAUUUUACGAAUGUAGUCAAGUUGAAAAGUUCAUCAGCCACAGUUCUUCAGUUUCGCCACUUCAAAACAUUUCUUAUGCUGUCAAAACGUGCAUUUUUAAUAAACAUAGGAACGAUUUUGUUGAUUUUCCAUUACUCUCACCAGAACAGAAAGCACACAUUAGGAGCAAACCUUACAAAUGUAAAGAGCAGAGCAAAGUCUUUAGAGUGUCUUCAAGCUUUCCUAAUCCUCAAGUAAUCCACACUGCAGAUAAACCUAACAGAUGUCAUGAAUGUGGUAAAGUCUUCAGAAACAAGUCAUACCUUGCAGAACAUUGGAGAAUCCAUACAGGAGAGAAGCCUUACAAGUGUAAAGAAUGUGGCAAGCUCUUCAAUCGAUUUGCCUACCUUGUCCGACAUGAGAAAGUCCAUACAGGAGAGAAUCCUCACAAAUGUAAUGAAUGUGGCAAGGUUUUCAGUCGAAUUACAUACCUUGUACGACAUCAGAAAAUUCAUACUGGAGAGAAACCUCAUAAAUGUAACGAAUGUGGCAAGGUUUAUAGUAGUAGUUCAUACCUAGCACAACAUUGGAGAAUUCAUACAGGAGAGAAACUUUACAAAUGUAAUAAAUGUGGCAAAGAAUUCAGUGUGCAUUCAAGCCUCACCACCCAUCUGUUAAUCCAUACUGGAGAGAAACCUUACAAAUGUAAAGAAUGUGACAAGGCCUUUAGGCACAAGUUUUCCCUAACAGUUCAUCAGAGACAUCACAACGGAGAGAGACCUUAUAAAUGUAAUGAAUGUGGCAAAGUCUUCACUCAGGUUUCACACCUUGCACGUCAUCAGAAAAUUCAUACUGGAGAGAAACCUUACAAAUGUAAUGAGUGUGGCAAAGUCUUCACUCAGAAUUCACACCUUGCAAAUCAUCACAGAAUCCAUACUGGAGAGAAACCUUACAAAUGCCAUGUGUGUGGUAAGGUCUUUAGACACAGUUCAUGGCUCGCACAGCAUCAGAGAAUUCAUUUAUGAGCGAGUCCUUACAAACUGAGUAUGGCAAACUCUAUUAUACGUUCUAGCAUUAAUCAACAUGAGAGAGUCCACACUAGAAAGAAAUUAUUUAAAUAUAAAUACAGCACAGGUGGUAUCGAGACCUACCAAAUCACAAGACAUCAGAACAUACGUCUUUAGUGAAGCCACACAAAUGGAUUGUGUGCUCCAAGGCUAACAAGUCAAAAUAUGUUGAACCUAAUGAUACGAUGUGUGUAAAGGGUGCCAGGACACGUGGAAAUGGUCUGUUACGUUCAGGUUAUUAAAAAUGUAAUUAUUUGGGUUUUGUUUGAAAGGCCAGGUGCGGUGGUCCAUGCCUGUAAUCUCAGCACAAUAGAAAGCCAAGACAGUAGGAUCACUUGAGGCCAGGAGAUAAAGAUCAGCAUGGGCAGCACAGCAAGGGCCAUCUCUACAACACGAAAAAGUAAGGCGGGCCCUUGACACAUUUCUGUACUUCCAGCUACUCCAAGGCCAGAGGAUUGUUCGAGCCCAGGACUUUGAGAGGUUGAGUAAUGAGCUAUGAUCUUACUCAUCUCUACUAGCGUGGAUGACAGAGUGAGACGCUGUCACAAAAGAAAAAGGCUGCUUUUUAUGACUUUCAUCCUGAACUUUGAAUCUCUUUAUGUGCCUUCCCGACAGGCCUUUCACUGUGGUCUCAGGGAAAGAAUCAGGAAAGAUGACAGGGCUGACUUAAUUAACUGAGGAGCGUUUCUAUCCGAUUUCCUGGAAGAAUAAGGACACUGCCUUUUCAGAUUAAAUAUUGUCUGUUUUAGAGACCAUGUAGGUGGACAGAGAAUAACAAAGCCAUGAAGGCAGUCGUCAUGUUUAUUGCAAUUGGCACACUAUUUUUCUGACAGGCACAGUGCUGUGCGCUACAACAGAUAAGAAUUAGAGCACACUGUGACUUUAGGACACUGGGAUUUUUAUUCAAACAGAGGUCAUUAGGGGCUGAUUAUGUAGUAGAGAUGAUGUAGGGGAAAUGGUGGCCACCUUCUCCAUUGAAUAGCAAUAGCUGUUGUUAGCAAAGACUGAUUAAAAAGUACUCUAAUUUUUGAAAUGGAAGAAAGAACAGUUAUAUCAGAGUAAAGAGUUUAAUCAAAACUACCAAUGUGGCUGGGCGCAGUGGCUCACACCUGUAAUCCCAGGACUUUGGGAGGCCGAGGUGGAUGGAUUGCCUGAGGUCAGGAGUUCAAGACCAGCCU
Molecule: messenger RNA, 3293 nt
Organism: Sapajus apella (tufted capuchin)
Lineage: Eukaryota; Metazoa; Chordata; Mammalia; Primates; Cebidae
Gene: ZNF766
Product: zinc finger protein 766
Exons: 4
Coding region: 418-2073 (551 amino acids)
Biological process (GO): G protein-coupled receptor signaling pathway; negative regulation of transcription by RNA polymerase II
Cellular component (GO): membrane
Molecular function (GO): DNA-binding transcription repressor activity, RNA polymerase II-specific; pheromone receptor activity; RNA polymerase II cis-regulatory region sequence-specific DNA binding
Source: RefSeq, a predicted model, not a curated record